AUGGAUCCCAGGCGACGCGAGCGCGAGCCUGAACACGAGCCCGAAGAGGUCCCCCUUCAAUUCUUUCAACACGCCCACCGUAUGGCCAUCCACGGGGGUAACUUCAUUCAAGCCCGAAACUUCUUCGACGUCCGUGUCCAGGUUAACAUCGAUUUGACCCCAGCUGCCAUCGCCUUGACUGCCAUUUCGACUGCGGCGCUUUGUUUAUUUUAA
Molecule: messenger RNA, 213 nt
Organism: Coprinopsis cinerea okayama7#130
Lineage: Eukaryota; Fungi; Basidiomycota; Agaricomycetes; Agaricales; Psathyrellaceae
Exons: 3
Coding region: 1-213 (70 amino acids)
Source: RefSeq, a predicted model, not a curated record